AUGGCGAGCUGGGCCUUGGAGCUGCUCGGCUUCUCCCUGAGCCUGCUGGGCUUCGUUGGGACGUUGAUUGCCACCAUCCUGCCGCACUGGUGGCGCUCGGCGCACGUGGGCGCCAACAUCAUCACGGCCGUGGCCUACGUGAAGGGGCUGUGGAUGGAGUGCGUGUGGCACAGCACCGGCGUCUACCAGUGCCAAGCGCACCGCUCCCAGCUGGCGCUGCCCGCCCAGCUCCGCGCCGCCCGGGCCAUGAUGGUCAUCUCCUGCCUGCUGGCCGUGCUGGCGGCCGGCGUGGCCGUGGUGGGCAUGAGGUGCACGCACUGCGCCGAGGGCAGCCCCGCCAAGGCCUCCAUCGCCGGCUCCGGCGGGAUCGGCUUCGUGGCGGCCGGGCUGCUCUGCCUGGUGCCGGUGUCGUGGAGCACCAACGACGUCGUCGUGGAUUUCUACAACCCCACGCUGCCCGCUGGGAUGAAGUACGAGAUAGGGCAGGCUCUUUAUCUGGGAUUUGUCUCCUCGGCCUUGACCAUCCUGGGCGGGGCCCUGCUGUGCACGUCGUGCCUUGGGAAUGAGACGCCUUUCCAGCCGCAUGCCGGGGCCGGAGCGCCUCCAUCCUCCAGGCCACCGAGUGCCUUCAAGGGCAACCACGCUCCUUCCCUGACAUCUGCGUCCCACAGCGGCUACAGGCUGAGCGACUACGUCUGAGCUCCUCCCGGGAUCUGGCACCGCUGCCUCGGGAAUUCUGUGCCUGGCGCCAGAGAACUCGGAAUGGAUGCUGAAGUUUACCGU
Messenger RNA from Vidua macroura (Pin-tailed whydah), 783 nucleotides. It is a transcript of the gene CLDN14, whose product is annotated as claudin 14. The record is from RefSeq and is a predicted model, not a curated record. Gene Ontology annotation, molecular function: structural molecule activity. Gene Ontology annotation, biological process: cell adhesion; bicellular tight junction assembly. Gene Ontology annotation, cellular component: plasma membrane; bicellular tight junction. The transcript has a single exon. Bases 1 to 699 code for a protein of 232 amino acids. Lineage: Eukaryota; Metazoa; Chordata; Aves; Passeriformes; Viduidae.